Punica granatum (pomegranate) is the source of this 1685-nucleotide messenger RNA. The record is from RefSeq and is a predicted model, not a curated record. Lineage: Eukaryota; Viridiplantae; Streptophyta; Magnoliopsida; Myrtales; Lythraceae.
AGGAUUCAGUUUAGACGACGAAGAAUUCUGACUGAACCCAAACACUCCAAUCCAAACCUCAUCUGAUUCCCUCGGUCUCUCCAAUCUCAGUUGCGUCUGCUUCAGCAAUGGGCUCGAAGAACAAGGACAAGAACAGGGACAAACCAAAGACGGAGAACGACAAUCGUCUUUCCAGUGAUCGAUCAUUGCGAUAAUUUUUUUUUUUUUCCAAUUAUUGAUAAUUUGUGGAAAUCUGAGUUGUAGUCUCCAAUAUUGCAUCUUAAAGGUAGCAUCUUUUGAUUGAUUUAGAAAUUUUUUGGAUUCGUUCUUUAAUUGUGCAUGGACUUGCUCGCUCUGAUUGCUUUCUCGUGCUCUGCGGAACAGGACAGCAUACCCUGGAUCGAAAGAGAGAGAGACCCCCACAGGUUAGCUGUUGUCGAAAUGGAUUGGAGGCAUGCGAAGAGGGAGUUGUCUGCCACUUAUCUUUAAGACCACAUCCUAGUGGAUAUCUUCGAAGAAGAAAUAGGUAUAGCAUAUGCAAAUUGAAUGCCACCAGUGUUCCAUGGACGGUGGUGGCGGAGUACGCGAUGGUAGCAGUGACCAACCGGCCGGUCAGCCCACCAUGACAACGGUAUCGCGGCACUUCUUCGGCGAAGACCUGAAUGACCCGGCUUUCUCCAUCUCGAUCAUCGAGAACAUGAAGGAGGAGUACGGACUCUUUGUGUGGCCCUGCAGUGUUGUCCUCGCCGAGUACGUCUGGCAACAGAGGUCGCGAUUUUCUGGAAUGACCGUCGUCGAGCUCGGAGCAGGAACGUCUUUGCCAGGCUUGGUUGCUGCGAAAUUGGGAUCAGAUGUUACGCUCACAGAUGAUGCCGGCAGAUACGAGGUGCUUGAGAACAUGAGAAGAGUGUGCGAACUAAAUGACUUGAACUGUAAGGUUAUUGGUCUAACAUGGGGAGUUUGGGAUGAACCCAUAUUCAGUUUAUGUCCACAGAUCAUAAUUGGGGCAGAUGUCUUGUAUGAUGCCAGUGCCUUCGACGAUCUCUUUGCUACUGUGUCCUUCCUUCUCCAGAACUCCCCCAGCUCGGUCUUUAUAACAACUUACCAUAAUCGCAGUUCUAAGAUUUUCAUCAUAUUCAGCGGGCACCAUCUCAUCGAGUUCUUGAUGGUGAAAUGGGGUCUGAAGUGUGCAAAACUCUUUGAUGGCUUCUCUAUCUUGCCUCCAAACAAGGCAUCGGGGAUCAGCGGCAAUAUUCAGUUGGCCGAGAUUGUAAUGGACGGGAAUUACCUGGAUGAAGCAACUGAUAAGGUCAGCCCAAAAUGAAAGCUAGUCGAGAAAGGAAGUGCUUUGAUGGAUGCGAACCUGUUACUAUAACGGGAGAGCUCAUAAUGACAGGAUUUACCCGGUAAAAAUCCUCUUGGGACAAACAAAAGAGGUUAUCGGGUUUUCCUUCGGGAAUUUUGAAAGGUGAAUUUUGUGUAAAUUGGCACUUAUGUUUGAUCUUGAAUUGGAUCCCGGGUCUUCUGUAAUCUGAAGCCCCUGAAAUUAAAGGAAAAAACUGAGACUUUGGCAAACGAUUGUCAUUGAUAACAAUCGGAAGCGCGAACUGCACCAAACUACAAAUGAUCCUUUCUGUUGAUAAUGAAACUGCAGAUGGUCGUUUUUCGUUCAUGUUGAAGUUGAACAGAUGAUCCCUUUAUCUUCU